CGGAGCCGGACUGUGGGCUCAGCGGGGUCCGGGGGCUGGGGGCAGCGAGCAGGGCGGCCCCAUGGCCGGGCCCCCCUGAGGCAGUCCGGGGGAGUCCCCUCCCCUCCCCAGCUCGGGGGUCUCCGGGCCCCAUGAGCCGGGGCGCGGGCGCGCUUCAGCGCCGGACAACGACCUACCUCAUCUCGCUGACCCUGGUCAAGCUCGAGUCGGUUCCUCCGCCGCCGCCUUCUCCGUCUGCUAUCGCGGCCGGCGCCCCUGGGGCCAGAGGCUCCGAAACCGGGGAUCCUGGCAGCCCCCGAGGCGCGGAGGAGCCGGGCAAGAAGCGGCACGAGCGUCUUUUCCACCGACAGGAUGCGCUGUGGAUCAGUACUAGCAGCGCGGGAGCGGGGGGUGCGGAGCCCCCAGCCCUGUCCCCGGCUCCGGCCAGUCCGGCUCGCCCGGUCUCCCCCGCUCCGGGCCGCCGACUCUCCCUCUGGGCGGCCCCUCCGGGACCCCAGCUCUCCGGGGGACUGAGCCCCGACCCCAAACCCGGGGGCGCCCCCACCUCCUCCCGACGCCCUCUACUCAGCAGCCCGAGCUGGGGGGGCCCGGAACCCGAAGGUCGGCCAGUCGGCGGCGUCCCCGGUUCGUCCUCCCCUCAUCCUGGCACAGGCAGCCGGAGGCUCAAGGUGGCGCCUCCUCCGCCGGCUCCCAAGCCUUGCAAGACCGUGACCACGAGUGGAGCCAAAGCCGGCGGGGGCAAGGGCGCCGGUAGCCGCCUGUCAUGGCCCGAAAGCGAAGGCAAGCCCAGGGUCAAGGGGCCAAAGAGCAGCGCCGGGACUGGAGCUUCAGCCGCGGCCGCUGCUGCCACCGGCGGGGGAGGGGGCGCUGCAGCCGCGACCUCUGGUGGGGUCGUGGUUGGGGCUGGAGUCCGAGGGAAGCUGUCCCCUCGAAAAGGCAAGAGUAAGACCUUGGACAACAGUGACUUGCACCCAGGACCGCCUGCCGGCUCUCCUCCUCCUCUAACCAUCCCAGCAAUCCCGGCUUCUGGCGCUGCAGUUACCGCCACCUCCGCGCAGCCCCCCGGGCCAGCACCUCCAAUCACUCUGGAGCCUCCAGCUCCGGGGCUGAAACGGGGCCGGGAGGGGGGCCGAGCAUCCACUCGCGACCGCAAGAUGCUCAAGUUUAUCAGCGGUAUCUUCACCAAGAGUACAGGGGGGCCUCCUGGCUCAGGGCCCCUUCCAGGUCCCGUGGGCCUGUCUUCUGGCAGCGGGUCCAGGGAGCUGCUGGGUGCUGAUCUCCGCGCCUCCCCCAAGGCUGUGGUCAAUAGCCAGGAAUGGACUUUGAGCCGCUCCAUUCCUGAACUGCGCCUGGGUGUACUGGGUGAUGCCAGGAGUGGAAAGUCAUCGCUCAUCCACCGAUUCCUGACUGGUUCUUACCAGGUGCUGGAGAAGACUGAGAGUGAGCAGUACAAGAAAGAGAUGUUGGUGGAUGGACAGACUCAUCUGGUGCUGAUACGAGAGGAAGCUGGGGCACCUGAUGCCAAGUUCUCAGGCUGGGCAGACGCCGUGAUCUUCGUCUUCAGCCUGGAGGAUGAGAACAGUUUCCAAGCUGUGAGCCGUCUUCACGGGCAGCUGAGCUCCCUUCGGGGGGAGGGACGAGGAGGCCUGGCCCUGGCACUGGUGGGGACACAAGACAGGAUCAGUGCUUCCUCUCCUCGGGUGGUUGGUGAUGCUCGUGCCAGGGCUCUGUGUGCAGAAAUGAAACGCUGCAGCUACUAUGAGACUUGUGCAACCUAUGGGCUGAAUGUGGAUCGGGUCUUCCAGGAGGUGGCCCAGAAAGUGGUGACCUUGCGCAAACAGCAACAGCUUCUGGCUGCCUGCAAGUCCCUGCCCAGCUCCCCAAGUCACUCAGCUGCUUCCACCCCUGUAGCUGGGCAGGCUAGUAAUGGAGGCCACACUAGCGACUACUCUUCCUCUCUACCAUCCUCACCCAAUGUUGGUCACCGGGAGCUUCGAGCUGAGGCAGCUGCAGUGGCUGGAUUGAGCACUCCAGGGUCCUUGCACCGGGCAGCCAAGCGCAGGACCAGUCUUUUUGCGAAUCGUCGGGGUAGUGACUCUGAAAAGAGGAGCUUGGACAGUCGGGGAGAGACAACCGGAAGUGGACGAGCCAUCCCUAUCAAACAAAGCUUCCUACUAAAGCGAAGUGGCAAUUCCUUGAACAAAGAAUGGAAGAAGAAAUAUGUGACUCUGUCCAGUAAUGGCUUCCUACUCUACCACCCCAGCAUUAAUGAUUAUAUCCACAGUACCCAUGGCAAGGAGAUGGACUUGCUACGAACAACAGUCAAAGUCCCAGGAAAGCGGCCUCCAAGGGCCAUAUCUGCUUUUGGUCCCUCAGCCAGCAUCAACGGGCUGGUCAAAGACAUGAGCACUGUCCAGAUGGGUGAAGGCCCUGAAGCCACGACUCCCAUGCCCAGCCCCAGCCCCAGCCCCAGUUCCCUGCAGCCACCACCAGACCAGAGCACCAGGCACCUGCUGAAACCAGAUCGGAAUUUGGCCCGAGCCCUCAGCACUGACUGUACCCCAUCUGGAGACCUGAGCCCCCUGAGUCGGGAACCCCCUCCUUCUCCCAUGGUGAAGAAACAGAGGAGAAAAAAACUGACAACACCAUCCAAGACCGAAGGCUCGGCUGUGCAGGCUGAAGCCAAGCGCAAAAUGUGGAAACUAAAAUCCUUUGGUAGUUUAAGAAAUAUUUAUAAAGCAGAGGAAAACUUUGAGUUCCUGAUCGUAUCCAGCACUGGUCAGACGUGGCACUUUGAGGCAGCCAGCUUUGAGGAGAGGGACUCCUGGGUCCAGGCCAUCGAGAGUCAGAUUUUAGCCAGUCUGCAGUGCUGUGAGAGCAGCAAGGUCAAGCUGCGCACAGACAGCCAAAGUGAAGCCGUGGCCAUCCAGGCGAUCCGGAACGCCAAAGGAAACUCUAUCUGCGUCGACUGCGGGGCCCCCAACCCCACGUGGGCCAGCUUGAACCUGGGCGCACUCAUCUGUAUCGAGUGUUCUGGUAUCCACCGGAACCUGGGCACACACCUGUCUCGCGUGCGUUCGCUCGACUUGGAUGACUGGCCGCGGGAGCUGACCCUGGUGCUGACGGCUAUUGGCAACGACACGGCUAACAGCGUGUGGGAAAGCGACACUAGGGGCCGCGCCAAACCCACACGGGACUCUUCGCGGGAGGAGCGUGAGUCAUGGAUUCGCGCCAAAUAUGAGCAGCUGCUGUUCUUGGCGCCGCUGGGCACGACCGAGGAGCCGCUGGGCCGCCAGCUGUGGGCCGCUGUGCAGGCCCAGGACGUGGCCAAUGUUCUCCUGCUUCUGGCCCAUGCGCGACAUGGGCCGCUCAACACCAGCGUAGAGGACCCACAGCUCCGUUCCCCACUUCACCUGGCGGCCGAGCUUGCCCACGUCGUCAUCACGCAACUGCUACUGUGGUAUGGCGCGGACGUGGCGGCCCGCGACGCGCAGGGCCGCACGGCGCUGUUCUACGCCCGUCAGGCUGGAAGCCAGCUGUGUGCCGACAUCCUUCUGCAGCACGGGUGUCCAGGCGAGGGAGGCAGCACAGCCACCACGCCCAGCGCGGCCACCACGCCCAGCAUUACUGCCACGCCCAGCCCCCGCCGCCGGAGCAGCGCAGCCAGCGUGGGCCGUGCGGACGCCCCGCUCGCGCUGGUAUAGUUGCCCAACAGCGGGAGAGACACCCCUACCCCCAUGCGGGCCGGGCACGAACACACCGGGUGGACAGCUGGACAGAUGCACUCACUCACCUCUCCAAUCCGCACCCCACCCCACGGGAGCACUUCCUACCCUCACGAGGGCACCGCCCCCACGCCUCCCAGAAGACACAAACUCACCUCCCUCUCCCCAAUGAGGCAUGGAGACACCCCAGCUCAACACGCUCCCUCUCCACUGUUUCCACCCUCGGAUUGCUCUGGGUCUACCCGCUCGGUGUUUGCAGAAAGGGACGUCCCUGCCGCGGUACCGGUUCCAGGGCGCUUGGACAUGCCCGCCCGCGCCCUCUAGGGGCGGGAAAAAGACCCAGUCCUGCCUGCAUUCAACAAUCCACGGCAGCAGCCCAAACCCAGGCUGGCUCCUGGGGCGACGCCACGCCAGAGGGAGGGGUUAGUACGUGGAGCGCUAGCCCUGGGACUUGGGGCCGAUACCGGGGCCCCCGACCCUUCAAUGCUGAUCUCACUGCCCAGUAAAUGGGGGAAGGGCAGCGAGGGGCAGGACCCCUGCUGCCUGUGGAGGUGGAGGGGUCCCCAACCCUUUCCGUGAAAGGGACCAUGAGGAAAUAAGGAUGUUCCCCUACACCUACCCAUGGGUAAAAGUAAAAGGCCAGGGGGAGCCAA
Marmota monax (woodchuck) is the source of this 4378-nucleotide messenger RNA. It is a transcript of the gene Agap2, whose product is annotated as ArfGAP with GTPase domain, ankyrin repeat and PH domain 2. Lineage: Eukaryota; Metazoa; Chordata; Mammalia; Rodentia; Sciuridae. The transcript is spliced from 19 exons. Gene Ontology annotation, molecular function: GTP binding; GTPase activity; GTPase activator activity. The record is from RefSeq and is a predicted model, not a curated record. Gene Ontology annotation, cellular component: nucleus. The coding region runs from base 132 to 3704 and encodes 1190 amino acids.